Molecule: messenger RNA, 1083 nt
Organism: Trichoderma breve
Lineage: Eukaryota; Fungi; Ascomycota; Sordariomycetes; Hypocreales; Hypocreaceae
Product: alcohol dehydrogenase groES-like domain-containing protein
Exons: 5
Coding region: 1-1083 (360 amino acids)
Biological process (GO): D-sorbitol catabolic process
Molecular function (GO): L-iditol 2-dehydrogenase (NAD+) activity; zinc ion binding
Source: RefSeq, a predicted model, not a curated record
AUGGUUGAAGCUCCGGUUUUAGGACCAAAGCGUGGAGAAGUGCUGUUGCAUAUCAAGGCCACUGGCAUCUGUGGAUCGGAUGUCCAUUUCUGGAAAUCCGGGCGGAUAGGCUCGUUGGUCUUUGAAGGAGAUUGCAUUUUGGGACACGAAGCUGCUGGAGUUGUGCUCAAGUGCGGAGAAGGUGUAACGAGCCUCGUACCAGGCGACAGAGUGGCCAUAGAGCCGGGUGUUCCUUGUGGAGACUGCUUUCUCUGCUUAGACGGCAAGUAUAAUCUCUGCGAAGACGUCAAAUUCUCCGGCGUCUAUCCCUACGCGGGUACGAUUCAGCGAUACAAAAUACACCCAGCCAAAUGGCUUCACAAGCUCCCGUCCAACAUAUCGUUUGCUGAGGGCGCCCUCCUUGAGCCUUUGAGCGUUGUUCUGCACGGCAUCCGCACUGCUGGUCUCAACCUUGGUUGUGGCACCGUUAUCUGCGGUGCCGGACCAAUUGGGCUGAUUGCUCUGGCCGCCGCAAGAGCAUCUGGCGCACAUCCGAUCGUGAUAACAGACAUCGAGCCAAAGAGACUCCAAUUUGCUCGAGAAUUUGUUCCAUCAUGUCGAACCUACCAAGUAGAUCCUUCUCUAAGCGCUGAAGAGAAUGCACGCGGAAUCCGGCGGCUGUUUCGGCAUGCCGAUGCCGAUAUAUCACAAGACAUUGUCGAAGACCUUCACCAAGAGUACUAUGCGCCGCGAACAAUUCUUGAGUGCACAGGUGUGGAAAGCAGCGUGUGUACAGCAGCAUUUACAGUCAGACGGGGCGGUACCAUCUGCGUCAUUGGAGUCGGUAAAUCGAUCAUGAACAACUUGCCUUUUAUGCAUAUUUCUCUAGCUGAGAUUGAGCUCAAGUUUAUUAACCGGUAUCGAGAUACAUGGCCGGCGGGUAUUGCGUGCCUCAGUGGAGGAAUUCUCGACUUGAAGCCUCUAGUCACUCACGUUUAUCCUCUUGAGGAUGCCAUGGAUGCUCUACAUCUGGCAGCCGACCCCAGAAAUGGAAGCAUCAAGAUUCAGAUUGUAGACGAAGCCAGCGAGAAUGCGAUAGAAUAG